Molecule: messenger RNA, 773 nt
Organism: Felis catus (domestic cat)
Lineage: Eukaryota; Metazoa; Chordata; Mammalia; Carnivora; Felidae
Gene: MCEE
Product: methylmalonyl-CoA epimerase
Exons: 3
Coding region: 91-627 (178 amino acids)
Biological process (GO): L-methylmalonyl-CoA metabolic process
Cellular component (GO): mitochondrion
Molecular function (GO): methylmalonyl-CoA epimerase activity
Source: RefSeq, a predicted model, not a curated record
UGCCCCGCCCCCGGUCGGGUUGCCCUGCCUCUCGCCUGAGCUCCUCUCCCACUCUGACGCACCUCGGGAAAGAGUGGGUCGCUUCCCAAAAUGGCGAGCUUACUGAAGGCGGUGGCGGCUGCUUCGGGCGCAGUAGGGCUUUUUUCCAGACUUCAGACUUCACCUCCGAAAGUAAAAGCUCUUUCCACAUCACAGUCCUCGCAUCAAGUGGCAGGUCCUGUGUGGAACCUGGGUCGACUCAAUCAUGUAGCAAUUGCAGUGCCAGACUUAGAAAAAGCCAAGGCAUUUUAUGAGAAUGUUCUGGGGGCCCAGGUAAGUGAGGUGGUCCCUGUUCCUGAGCAUGGUGUAUCUGUUGUUUUUGUCAACCUGGGAAAUACCAAGAUGGAACUGCUUCAUCCACUGGGAAAUGACAGCCCAAUUGCAGGUUUUCUGCAGAGAAACAAGGCUGGAGGAAUGCAUCAUGUCUGCAUUGAGGUGGAUGAUAUAAAUGCAGCUGUGAUGGAUUUGAAAGAGAAGAAGAUUCGUAUUCUAAGUGAAGAUCCCAAAAUAGGAGCACAUGGAAAACCAGUGAUUUUUCUCCAUCCUAAAGACUGUGGUGGUGUUCUUGUGGAAUUGGAGCAAGCUUGAUUUAUGUUUGCAAGAAAAUUAAAAAUUCCCAUCAACAUAUACUGAAAAACCCCAUCAAAUUAUACUCCAGCAUUGAAUUCUUCACUCCUUCUAUCAAUGAAAAGUUCAAAAUUAAAAGCCAAAUUAAAGAGAUUUUUUAAAUUAUA